AUGCUCAAGUCGCGGCUCCGCAUGUUCCUCAACGAGCUGAAGCUGCUGGUGCUGACGGGCGGGGGGCGGCCCCGGGCCGAGCCGCAGCCCCGGGGGCGCGCGGGGGGCGGCUGCGGCUGGGCGCCCUUCGCGGGCUGCGCGGCGCGGGCGGCCGACGAGGAGGAGUACUACGGCGCGGGGCCGCGCGCGCGGGGCCUGGCCGGGGACAAGGAGCCGCGGGCCGGGCCCCCGCCGCCGCCCGCGCCGCCCCCGGGCGCGCUGGACGCGCUGUCGCUCAGCAGCAGCCUGGACAGCGGCCUGCGGACCCCCCAGUGCCGGAUCUGCUUCCAGGGGCCCGAGCAGGGGGAGCUCCUGAGCCCCUGCCGGUGCGACGGGUCGGUGCGCUGCACACACCAGCCCUGCCUCAUCCGCUGGAUCAGCGAGAGGGGCUCCUGGAGCUGCGAGCUCUGCUACUUCAAGUACCAGGUGCUGGCGAUCAGCACCAAGAACCCGCUGCAGUGGCAGGCCAUCUCCCUGACAGUCAUCGAGAAGGUCCAGAUCGCCGCCAUCGUUCUGGGCUCUCUUUUCCUCGUCGCCAGCAUCUCCUGGCUCAUCUGGUCCUCGCUCAGCCCUUCAGCCAAGUGGCAGCGGCAGGAUCUGCUCUUUCAGAUCUGCUACGGCAUGUACGGCUUCAUGGAUGUUGUCUGCAUAGGCCUCAUCGUCCAUGAAGGUUCCUCUGUCUACCGCAUUUUCAAGCGCUGGCAAGCAGUGAACCAGCAGUGGAAGGUCUUGAAUUAUGACAAAACAAAGGACAUAGGAGGAGAUGCAGGGGGAGGGACGGCAGGGAAGCCAGGCCCCAGGACCUCACGGACGGGCCCCCCGUCUGGGGCCACCAGCCGCCCCCCGGCUGCCCAGCGAAUGCGGACGCUCUUGCCUCAACGCUGCGGUUACACAAUCCUGCACCUCCUUGGACAGCUGCGGCCACCAGAUGCCCGUUCCAGUUCUCAUUCUGGCCGCGAGGUUGUCAUGAGGGUCACCACGGUCUGAACUGGACACCAGGAGCAGGGAUCUCGUAUCAGUGCGUCAGCCAGAGAUGAGCUGUCAUGGCUGCUGGAGGUACCACCUGGAUAAGGUGUUUGGGGCACGGCACCCCCACCACUGAGGAGCUCUGUGGACAGCUUCAAGCUGGAGACAUUAUCUGGCCUGUACUGCUCGUUACGUGGGUAGAGACACCUGGAUGACAUUCCAGCCCCACUGACAGCCUCUCAUCCUCAUCCUGGGGCAGCCGGUGGGCAGGUGGGAGAGCAGCUUUUCUUCCAUAGAGAACCGUCCUUACCUCAGCUCCUAGGGCCUCCAACCCCCCAGCUCCACCAGGGUGUCUUGGUGAAGGGGGACCAGUGCCAGAAGAAAGGGGCUGUUACCCCCCUCCCCCCACUCCCCAACCCAUGGCCACAGGGCAUCUGGCAAUAAGACUAGUAUACAUUGACCUCCCGUUCCCUGCAUGAGGGCGGGGCCUUCCCCCUGCCCCGCCCCCCAUUGCAUGGGGGGAGGGCAUAAAGAAUCAUUUAUAUGCACUUGGAGACUCCUUUCUCAUCUGGGGCUUUUCUGGAGGGUGGGGAGGUGUGGGGAGGUUUCUCUGCAGAGGUUGCAAAUCCCAAAUGCAGCAGUGGGUUGUGAGUUGGAGGUGUAGCUCCCAUUUGCUGGUGAAUAAUUUCCAUUGGCUGCUAGGUGGCAGUGCUCCGAGGUAUCUAAUGGGUGGACCUGCCACCUGCAAGUUGUGUGAUUUUAAAAAAAAAACUCUGCUGUGGUUUUCCUGCCUACCUCAUAGGGUUGGAAUGAGGAUAAACAGGGACAGGUUGAAUGCCACUGUAAAGAAAAUCAGUGAUGGCAAAAAAGAUUUCUAGACUAGUUGAGGGUCCAUUUAUUUCAAAUAGUAGUUGGUGAACAAAUUCCAAAAUGUGUUUUUCAUCUGGAGUUGCACAGAGCCUUGGAAACUUGUGUUGAGUGUCGUAAUAGAUAUGGAAAUUUAAGGGGGAAAUAGACAUUGCAAAUGCGAGCGAUGGUGGUUAUUCGCAGGAACAAGAGCUCUUCCAGUCUCCUAAACGUUGGAGGCUGGGGCUAGGGGGAUGCUGCAGCAAUCCUUUUUGCUCUGGGGAUCAUGUGGGUUCUGUUAGUCCUUCCCAGGUAACGCACUCACUCAGACAAAUGGUAUGAAGUGAAUUUGGACUCGUUUGGAGUGAUCAGACACAACAUCCUAACGUUACGAGUUUCUGAUCCCAGGUUAAGCUACUCGUGCGAUAGUUAAGGGUUCCAGGGCCGACCCUGGUGAGCCCCAGCCAGCGAGUGGUAUAAACGGGAAAGUGUCGUGCUUGACGGCAGCAGCAUCAAGGGCUGUUGUUCAUAGAGAAAGGGUUUGGAAAGGACUGGUUAAAAUAUGGGUCAGCCGGAAGCCUGGUCUCUUUCUGGUUCCAAAAACUCUCUACCCACCAUCUCCUUCCUGAAGCCUUGGGACUGUGUAUUAUAUGAAUGAUGGUGUUUUUUUAAGUGAACUAUUCAUCAGCAAUUAAAAUAAUUCACACAUUGCUAAAGUCCGAUCUAGAGGCCUUUGCCAUUAUUGGUUCUGCUCUCAGAGAAGGCUCUGCUCCACCUUCUCCCUGUGGCUGUUUAGGAAAAUGCUUCUCUACCAGAGGUCGCAUAUCUUUGCCCAGGAAAUGGUCAUUUCCUACCCCUGUCC
Talpa occidentalis (Iberian mole) is the source of this 2713-nucleotide messenger RNA. RefSeq names its product membrane associated ring-CH-type finger 9 (gene MARCHF9). NCBI's taxonomy places the organism in Eukaryota, Metazoa, Chordata, Mammalia, Eulipotyphla, Talpidae. Gene Ontology annotation, biological process: protein ubiquitination. The coding region runs from base 1 to 1026 and encodes 341 amino acids. The transcript is spliced from 4 exons. The record is from RefSeq and is a predicted model, not a curated record. Gene Ontology annotation, molecular function: ubiquitin-protein transferase activity; zinc ion binding.